AUGUCGUGGCCGUCAACUGCAAAUACAAUCGCAACACUAACUUGGAUGGCGGUUCUCGCGCUGUUUUAUCCCAUCGUGGUAGUCGCACAAUCCGACCCUAAACCAACGCUGGCCAUCGGUCAGGGUUCACUAGGCUAUGUGUACCUUGGUUGUUACAACGAGACCCUGGAUAUCACCAAUGACCGCGCUAUCUAUGGAGGCAAUGUCACUAAAUCCACCGGUAUGACAGUUCAAAAAUGCCUUGAGCAUGAAACAUCAACCGUCGAGGUAAAGGACGAUGCAAUUGUCUUGUUCCGCGACGAAGCUGCUCUUGGAAAUGCUUUCGAAGCAUCACCGAUAAAUGUUUCUAUACCUACCGUCCAGCCUUCUCCGAUACCACCCUCGAACCUCAACACUCUUUUAACACCUAUUGAUCCUCCAUUCUCCAGCAAGUUUAUGAUCGAAAUCUCGAAGCGCGAACAUAACCACGAAACCAGAAUAAUCGAUCAACUCUUUACUGGUCCAUAUUCUACCGCCCAGGAGACCCCUCCUGGAGCAUCAACUGGCUCCAAUUCAAGGCCCGAGAUAGUCCGAGCGCCAGAUGCAAACGAGUAUCGGACGAAUCUUACCCGGGCGACGGGCGGCGGGUGGAAGAGCUGGAGGCUUGAGAUGAAGCAAGCGGGUAUUCCAACGUGGGAUUCAAUUAAACCCACCUCUGAUGUUAUAAAUACAGCUCCUGCGGAAUCUAGCACUGCACGUCCUCGCUCGAACUCCGUAGGCUGGGGCCGACCAUAUGAUACCUCCGAUCUUGGGGUCCAAGAUUCAGCACAACCAGUUUUACCAAAAAAUAUAACUAGUACCAUCUCGAACCCGACACCCCUACCAGUUGACCCUACACUACACCCAUUCCAAAGACAACGUCAGCUAAAAGCCGGGGGUGCGCACAGUUCUCAAUUAGAUAUAAGGAACUCGACAGGUUGGGGGCGCAGCGCGACACAGGUCGAAGGCCGAAACUUCCACCCUUCGUCUGGAACCCCACCUCUCGCAGAAAGUAGCAACCGAAUCCCUCAAGAACCAAUAUCCUUCAAGGCACUUCCGCAAAACGACAGCGGAGGCAUGAUGGUUGGAAAUACUCUCAAUCCCGAAACCCCGCCCUCUGCUAGUAGCGAAAAGUUGACUGGUAAUCCAGGCAAUAUCAUUGAAACAAAUGUACUAUCCAUUCAGGAAACAAAACAGUCCGUGAAACCAAAACUCGGGGCUGCUUCGGAGUUCAGAACUGGCCCCAGCAUCCCUCAGAUUCACGAAAUUAUAACUUCGCAGCAAAAUAACACUGCUCCAGUCUUUAUUUACAACGACUCAUCACGGGAAGGUCUUGGACAGCCACGAGAAAAUGCCGAGGCUUCUCUCGGUGCCCGAAUUAAUGAGAAAGUUAUGGGUAAAGAGGUACAGCUAGAGCAGAGCCAACCAAACCCGCAACAUGGUAGCAUAGCAGCAGAAACUGCACCGACGAAAAAGAAAUGGUGGAGCUUGCCCUGGCGGAAAUAA
Orbilia oligospora ATCC 24927 is the source of this 1524-nucleotide messenger RNA. RefSeq lists its product as uncharacterized. The transcript has 3 exons. Lineage: Eukaryota; Fungi; Ascomycota; Orbiliomycetes; Orbiliales; Orbiliaceae. The record is from RefSeq and is a predicted model, not a curated record. The coding region runs from base 1 to 1524 and encodes 507 amino acids.